Uranotaenia lowii is the source of this 968-nucleotide messenger RNA. Its product is annotated as programmed cell death protein 10-like. Gene Ontology annotation, cellular component: FAR/SIP/STRIPAK complex; Golgi apparatus. The annotation marks the transcript as partial. Gene Ontology annotation, biological process: positive regulation of MAP kinase activity; regulation of Golgi organization. The transcript has 4 exons. Gene Ontology annotation, molecular function: protein kinase binding. NCBI's taxonomy places the organism in Eukaryota, Metazoa, Arthropoda, Insecta, Diptera, Culicidae. The record is from RefSeq and is a predicted model, not a curated record.
UUAUUUUAUAUCAUUUUCUUUCGUUUCAGCUGGAACGUCGCGAUGUGGUUGCUUCCCAGACGCUGAGGGCGGCCCUGACCAAGGCGGAGAUGUCCAAUCCGGGGCUGACCUAUGACCUGGUCAUGGGUAUCAUAAAAAAGGGCGAUGUCAAUGUCAAUAUGAAUGAAAGCAUCCUGAGGCUGCAGGGAACGGCUACGGACACCGAUUUGAUUGAGUAUCGACUGAACCGUACCGAGGACGCAUUCCAGGAGUUGAACAAAAAGUCCGCAUCCCUGAAGCGCAUUCUCAGCCGAAUCCCGGACGAAAUCACCGAUCGGAAAACAUUCCUGGAAACAAUAAAGGAAAUCGCCAGUGCCAUCAAGAAGCUGCUGGACGCGGUGAACGAGGUGGUCGGUUUCAUUCCCGGAUCUUCCGGGAAGCAGGCGGUGGAGCAGCGCAAGAAGGAGUUUGUCAAGUAUUCGAAGAAAUUCAGCACCACUCUGAAAGAGUAUUUCAAAGAGGGAGAAGCCAAUGCCGUUUUCGUCAGUGCUUUGUACCUGAUACAUCAGACUAAUCAGAUUAUGAUUACGGUGAAAAAUAAAUGCGAAUGAAAUGAAGAGAGUGCUACACCUAGAGAUCCUAGCUUUUCCGAAGGGUAACCAGUCCCAUUGCUGGGACUUAUUCUUCACAAAAGUAAUAUAUAAUGAAGUUGUUUUACUUAAAACAUAGAUCCCGGAGGAAACGUCGAAGUAUCGAACUUCGUUUUUUUUCAGGAGUAUCCCAGAAAGUAGCAGUUGCAUAAAUGUUGAUUUAUCCAUUCUUUAUUAAGUUGAUAGAAACGAUCACUUAGACAAACAAUAAUAUACCGUGGGGGGAUUUAAAAUCAUAGAAGUUUUUUUUAUUAGUGGGAAGAGAGAGCAUGAUGCAAUUGAUGUCGUAUUAUAUAUUAAAACAUUUCCUUAUGAUUAUCGAGAUAGGAAAAAAUAAAA